AAGCAGAAGAAGAAUCCAGACCGCAGAGUUUAGUUCCGGAUGGGUUAUUUGUGGAAAUUAACAUUUGUUGCUUUUAUUUCUUGGCAAAGUGGACUUUUCGAUACAUACACACUGAAGCUGUUUUCACAGCGUUUGGCUGCUCCUUUGGGACAGUGUUUGGAGCAGAAUAAGCUGUAAAUCGCUGUGUGUGAGUCAUGAAGCUGCGCGUGCAGCUGCAGUGUAAGAAUCUGCACGAGUACCUGAGGGAGCUGAGUGCUGACGUCAUAGACAGACUCUACAGCCACGCGGCCACGUGUUUAGCUGUUCACAGAGAACUUCCACCUUUGGCCAAGAAUUAUGUGAUGCGUAUGCUGUUCCUGGAUCAGCCUCUUCCCCAAGCUGCAGUGGCUUUGUGGGUAAAAAAAGACAGCCAGAGGGACCACGAUGAAUGUGUGUCAUUGUUAGUGGGUCUCCGUCUUUGGCACAGUCAGCAGCUGCAGGGGGGACUACAGGGAUAUGUUCUGAGUACAGUGUUCAAAGAAAACCUGAGGAUCGCACUGCUGGGAGGGGGCAAAGCAUGGACAGACGAGGGCAGCACUCUGGGUCCGGAUCGCCAUGCACGAGACAUCGAGAGUCUGGACCGCUAUGCUGUGGAGCGCUGGGAGGUUAUCUUACAUUUCAUGGUGGGUUCUCCCACUGCUGCCGUCAGCCAGGACCUCGCUCAGCUGCUGGUUCACGCUGGCCUCAUGAAAAGUGAGCCAGGAGAGUCGCCCUACAUCACGUCAGCUGGUUUCCAGUUCCUCCUGCUGGACACUACCUCCCAGCUGUGGUACUUCAUGCUGCAGUACCUCAAAACCGCACAGUCACGUGGGAUGGACCUGGUGGAGAUCUUGUCAUUCUUGUUCCAGCUCAGUUUCUUGACUCUGGGUCGAGAUUACUCGGUGGAGGGGAUGAGCGAGUCGUUACUGACCUUCUUACAACACCUUAGAGAGUUUGGCUUGGUCUUCCAGAGGAAGAGGAAGUCGAGGCGGUACUAUCCCACCCGUCUUGCCAUCACGCUGGCUGCAGGAGUCACCACCAGCUCCUCUUCCUCAGACACCUCUUCCUGGAACCAGGGUUCUGCUCCAAGCACUGCAGACACCGGAUUUGUUAUAAUGGAAACCAAUUAUCGCAUCUACGCCUACACAAACUCAGAACUUCAGAUCGCUCUUGUGGCUCUCUUCAGUGAAAUGUUGUACCGGUUCCCUAACGUUGUGGUGGCACAGAUUACAAGGGAGUCUGUGCAGCAGGCCAUCGCAAAUGGAAUUACUGCACAACAGAUUAUCCACUUCCUAAGAACCAGAGCACACCCCAUCAUGCUCAAACAGAGUCCAGUGCUGCCUCCGACUGUAACAGAUCAGAUCAGACUGUGGGAGCUGGAGAGAGAUCGGCUACAAUUCACAGAAGGAGUGCUCUACAACCAGUUCCUGUCCCAGGCUGACUUUGAGGUGCUUCGAGACAGAGCUCAGAGACUGGGCUGUCUGGUGUGGCAGGACGUGGCUCACAGGGUCCUCGUGGUCACGCCUGAAGGUCAUGGUGAGGUCAAGAGGUUCUGGAAACGACAAAAGGCUCACACAUAACCAGAGAACUUCGGUUACUUUCAGCAGUUACGGUUUUAAUCCACGUUGUUGUUGUUUUGAUGUGAAAUCUGUUCAUGUACAAAAAAUAAAUAAAAUGCUCACUUUUGUCUGAGAUUCAUGUAGCUUGGACAACAUUCUUAAAAUAUGAACCUUUAUUUUUCAUCUGUUUGAAAAAAAUUCGAUGUAGUGGUAAUUUGUCAGUAAUAAAAUUCUGUUAUUUGCA
Thalassophryne amazonica is the source of this 1821-nucleotide messenger RNA. It is a transcript of the gene gtf2h4, whose product is annotated as general transcription factor IIH, polypeptide 4. The record is from RefSeq and is a predicted model, not a curated record. The coding region runs from base 195 to 1598 and encodes 467 amino acids. Gene Ontology annotation, biological process: nucleotide-excision repair. Lineage: Eukaryota; Metazoa; Chordata; Actinopteri; Batrachoidiformes; Batrachoididae. Gene Ontology annotation, molecular function: double-stranded DNA binding; ATPase activator activity. Gene Ontology annotation, cellular component: transcription factor TFIIH holo complex; transcription factor TFIIH core complex. The transcript is spliced from 13 exons.